AUGUAUUAUGACACGAACGGGAGCAAAGCUACCGAGGAGAACGCCGAUCUGCCCGUUCAAGCAUGGAAGAUCCAGGAACAGGGGCCACCAUUCGCCGAGUUGAAGAUACCAAAGGCUUACAACUACGUUGGCAAGAAGCCACCAGGACAAUUUGGCUGUAGUAGAUGCGGAAGAUCGUACAUGAGGAAGGAUUCGUUACAACGGCACGUUCAUUGGGAAUGCGGCAAGGAACCUCAGUUUCAAUGUCCGUUCUGUCCUCAGCGAUCCGAAGACCUGAGCAUCACUGGACUAAAGUGGGCGGCUGCUUGGCACAGAUGGAGCGUGCCUUCGAUCAUGUGGCGGUCCGGCGGAGGAUUGGGCAAAGGGCUUGGUUCUAGCUCCUCGAAUCCAGAAGGCUUCAAUUGUCCGGCCUGUGGCAGGGUAUACAAGCUGAAGAGUAGCCUGAGAAAUCAUCAGAAGUGGGAGUGUGGCAAAGAGCCUCAAUUCCAGUGUCCUCACUGUGUGUACAGAGCGAAGCAAAAGAUGCACAUCGCGCGGCAUAUGGAACGAAUGCACAAAGAGAAAAUUUACAAGCAGGAGCUCGUCUAA
Bombus pascuorum is the source of this 588-nucleotide messenger RNA. Its product is annotated as longitudinals lacking protein, isoforms N/O/W/X/Y-like. NCBI's taxonomy places the organism in Eukaryota, Metazoa, Arthropoda, Insecta, Hymenoptera, Apidae. The record is from RefSeq and is a predicted model, not a curated record. The transcript has 3 exons. The coding region runs from base 1 to 588 and encodes 195 amino acids.